Molecule: messenger RNA, 775 nt
Organism: Halteromyces radiatus
Lineage: Eukaryota; Fungi; Mucoromycota; Mucoromycetes; Mucorales; Cunninghamellaceae
Product: phosphoribosyltransferase-like protein
Exons: 5
Coding region: 28-678 (216 amino acids)
Biological process (GO): GMP salvage; purine ribonucleoside salvage; guanine salvage
Molecular function (GO): hypoxanthine phosphoribosyltransferase activity; magnesium ion binding
Source: RefSeq, a predicted model, not a curated record
UUUAAAACUCCCACAUAUCAUAUAACCAUGGAUCCCUCAAAAUGGAUUGAUGUCAAUAUUGACAAGAAUCAUUAUUCUCUUGAUCAUUUUGUUAUUCCUAAACACUACGAACAAGACCUUUCUAGUAUUUUGAUUCCUCAUGGUGUUAUCAUGGACCGUGUUCAAAAAUUGGCGCGUCUUAUUGUAGAUGAAAACGAUGGACCUUUAGUUGUAUGCUGUAUUUUGAAGGGUGGACAUCAAUAUUUUGCUGAUUUGGUCAAUUGUAUCAAGAAACUUACAACUACCGAUGGUCAAACUGUACCUUUAAGUUUGGAAUUUAUUCGUGUCAAGUCUUAUGAAAAUGACAAAUCUGUUGGUGUAAACAUCUCUUUAACUGAAAAUGAACUCAAAGACUUUGAAGGAAAGAAUAUUCUUAUUGUUGAAGAUAUUAUCGAUACUGGCAAAACAAUGGUUGCCUUAUUAGAACGUCUUCAAACUUACAAACCCAAGACUGUUAAGGUUACUAGCUUGUUGAUCAAAAAGACAGAACGAAGUAAUGGUUAUAUUCCUCACUAUGUUGGCUUUGCUAUCCCUGAUGCCUUUGUGGUUGGUUAUGCUUUGGAUUACAAUGAAUACUUCCGUGAUUUGGAUCAUAUCUGUGUCAUUAGCGAACAUGGCAAGAAGGCAUAUGCUGUAUGAUAGUUUAGUUGAAAUUCAGUUUAUAGCUGGAAUGAUGGUAGAUUGGAAUAAUAAUAAAAAGAAAUAUUUAUAGUCAAUGAUUAUUUGUAUAAAUCAA